GGCUACAACUGAGCGAAGAAGGAAACGUGGAAGGCAAGGGGGAGGAAGAACAACACGACAGAGCGGAGCAAACACUUAAGAAGAUGGGUGACAGUGAUGAUGAGUAUGAUCGCAGACGAAGGGACAAAUUCAGACGGGAGAGAAGUGAUUACGACCGCUCGAGAGAGAGAGAAGACAGACGCAGAGAUGACUGGAAUGACAGGGAAUGGGACAGAGGCAGGGAGCGACGUAAUCGUGGAGAGUACCGGGAUUAUGACAGAGGUCGCAGGGAGAGAUUCUCCCCACCCAGGCAUGACAUGAGUCCACAGCAAAAACGCAUGAGAAGAGACUGGGAUGACCAUGGUGGAGACCCAUAUCGUGGGGGAUACGACUUGGGGUAUGGAGGUGGUGGAGGGCCCAGUUAUGUCCCACCGCAGCACUGGGGCCACCCUGACUUGCACCUAAUGCAGCCUCAUCAUGGCAUUCCCAUUCAGGCCAGGCUCGGUAACAUCCAUGAUAUGGAUUUGGGUCCACCCCCUCCGAUAAUGAAGAGCUUUAAGGAGUUCCUGGUUUCCUUGGAUGAUUCUGUGGAUGAGACUGAGGCCGUCAAGCGCUAUAAUGAGUACAAGAUUGACUUCCGCCGACAACAGAUGCAGGACUUCUUCUUGGCUCAUAAAGAUGAAGAGUGGUUCAGGUCUAAGUACCACCCAGAUGAGGCCAGUCGACUCAAGGCAGAGUCCCACAGUGCUCUGCACAACCGUCUCAAUGUCUUCAUGUUCCUGAUGGAGAAUGGAUGGUUUGAUAAUGUCUCCUUGGAUAUUGAACAGACUCCAGCCAUCAUCAAACUUCUGGAUGCAGCUGUGAUUAAGAUGGAAGGAGGGACGGAUCACGACCUUCGUAUCUUGGAGCUGCCAUCUGAAGAGGAAGAAGAGAGAGAGAGGUUGUUGUCUGUUUCAGCAGGUGCUGAACCUCCCAAGAGAGAAGACCUCAAGACCUUGGAUGGUGACCGGAAACCCUCUGUGGAGAAAGACAAAAAUGAGAAGGAGAAGAGUGAUUCUGCCAACACAGAGACGGCUGCUGCAGCAAACGGGGAGAAGGUGAAAGAGGAGACGGAGAAAGAGGCGGCUAAAGAAGAAAUGCCUGAACCCAAGAAGCAGAGAAGAAAGAGGAAGCGCAGUGGAGACAGUGAUGACGAAGGCAGUGCCUCAGAGAGCGACUCUGACUCAGACUCCAACUCGGACUCCAACUCUAACUGCUCUGAAAAACCUGUGAAGAAGGAAGAAGAGGAAGACAAGGAUGAGGAGGAGGAAGAAGGUGAAGAGGAGAAACCGAAGGAGAACUCUGAAGAGGGAAAGAAAGAAGAAGAGGGAAAAAAGAAGCCCAAAGAUGACUCUCCUCGACCACGGCCUCUGCACCGGACCUGCUCCCUGUUCAUGAGGAGCAUUGCUCCCACCAUUUCCAAGGCUGAGAUUAUAGCUCUUUGCAGACGAUACCCAGGCUUUUUGCGUGUUUGCUUGUCUGACCCCCAUCCAGAGCGCAGGUUUUUCAGACGUUGCUGGGUGACAUUCGACCGUAGUGUUAAUAUCAAAGAGAUCUGCUGGAACCUUCAGAACAUUCGGCUACGUGACUGUGAACUGGCACCAGGGGUGAACAGGGACCUGGCCCGGAGGGUGCGUAAUGUUAACGGCAUCACUCAACACAAGCAGGUGCUCCGCAAUGACAUCAAGCUGGCGGCCAAGCUCAUUCAUGCUCUGGAUGAGAAGGGUAACCUGUGGAGCAACAAGCCACAGGAAGAGGGGCAGAGCUCUGAGUUGCCGGCUCAGAACCCCGUCUUGAAGAAUAUCACAGAUUAUCUGAUUGAGGAAGUGAGUGCUGAGGAGGAGGAGCUGCUGGGCUCUGGGAGUGGGAUGGAUCCUGAGGAAAACAUGAAGGAAGGGAAUCCUACGGAGACAACAGUGGAGAGGGAUGACAAAUUAGCCACGGUUCUUGACCGCCUACUCUUAUAUCUGCGUGUUGUGCAUUCAAUUGACUACUACAACACCUGUGAAUAUCCGAGUGAGGAUGAAAUGCCCAAUCGCUGUGGCAUGGUCCAUGUUCGUGGACCCAUCCCUCCAAACCGCAUCUCGAACGGAGAAGUUCAACAGUGGCAGAAGAUGGUGGAGGAGAAGCUGCUUCCUUUAUUUAGUUUAAAAGAAAUUCUGUCUGAAGAAGAGGCAGGGAAGAUGGGCCGCAAGGAUCGGUAG
Molecule: messenger RNA, 2222 nt
Organism: Solea senegalensis (Senegalese sole)
Lineage: Eukaryota; Metazoa; Chordata; Actinopteri; Pleuronectiformes; Soleidae
Product: serrate RNA effector molecule homolog
Exons: 16
Coding region: 84-2222 (712 amino acids)
Biological process (GO): mRNA processing; primary miRNA processing
Cellular component (GO): nuclear body
Source: RefSeq, a predicted model, not a curated record